AAUUAAUAAUACUGUACAAAUAGUGUCACAGAGCCAAAUGCUGAACAGACGCUACUGUUGUUCAGACUACGUCUUUGAAUCCCAUGUUUUUGUUAAUAUAACUGUAUAUGUACUGUAUGUGCAUACACUAUUUCCAUAUUUUUGAAGAGUUAACUCUUGUAAUUUGAAAUGUUCAAGCCACAUCACGUUUACAAAUGAACAAAGCCAAGCCUAGCAGUUUGAAGUCAUUUUAAAGUGUCUCUGUCUCUCACACACACUUCACACUUUUUUUGGGGGUUUUCUGAGGUGUUUGCAGUUUUUUCACAGGGUCAAAAUAGGAUGUGGUUAGUGCACAGUGCAGACAGAACAUUCACAGAGUGAGUCAGAGACAAUAACAGUGUGUAACACAACAGGAGCUUUAAUAUCUUUCUGAAGUGGAGUUGGUGUGGAGAUCUGGGAGUGUGAACUCAGGAUGAAGAUCCUCCUCAUCUUCACCUUCUGUCUGAUCUCAGAUGGAGGAGCCUCCAAGAACGUAACAGGGUAUUCAGGAGGAGGAGUCCUUAUCAAGUGCAAGUAUGAUACAGAAUACACACAAAACCAAAAAUAUUUCUGUAAGGGCUCAUUGCUAUCCUGUUCUGACCAAGUAAAGACAGGAGCUAAAAACGAGUGGAUAAAUUCAGGAAGAUUCUCACUGUUUGAUGACACCAAAUCAGCAGUGUUCAGUGUGAUGAUCAGAGAGCUCACUGUACAGGACACUGGGACGUACUACUGUGGAGUUGAUAGAAAUUCACAGAUGGAUACAACAGUGCACCUGAAGGUAAAGGAAGGGUCCUCAGUCUCGAGAGAAGUGAUUGCAUAUGCCAGGACAAGAAGCAACAUCAAGUGUAGCUAUGACGAUGAGUACAAAGAGAAACCUAAAGCUUUCUGUAAGAUCAAAACACAUCAGUGUUGUAUUAAUCAAAUAAGUACAGAACCGAACAGGUUAUGGUCACAUAAUGGCAGAUUCUCAAUUCAUGACAACAGAAGUGCAGGAUUCUUCAGUGUGUUUAUCAGAGAGCUGAUUACGGGGGACACUGGAACAUACGCGUGUGCUGUUGUUGUGUCUAAUGAAACGGAGUUCUACACUGUACUGACGCUGAAUGUCAUAGAAGAUCUGUCCAAUGAGAAGUCCACCAGUGAGACUGUGCAUGUAGGAGGAGAUUUGACUGUCAACUGUAAAUACCCAGAAUCCCACAGGAAUGACAAUAAGUUUCUCUGCAAAAGGCCUAAAACUGCUGCUUGUUCUUAUAGUUCAACUGUUAGAAAAAGUAGAACAUAUAUAAAUGAGGGGAAAAUCUCCAUGUAUGAUGACAGAGAAACACAGAUGUUUACUGUGCGUAUUAAACAUGUGAGUGAGCAGGACUCUGGUGAAUACUGGUGUGGAGCUGAAGUAAACUGGACAUCUAAUCGUGGAUACAAGGUUUAUUUCACACAGAUCAACCUAAUAGUUACUGUAUUUCCAGUUUCCAAUGUGAUAACCGUGACUGUGAGUCUGCUUGUGCUUCUGAUUGGAAUCAUAUUCCUCAUUGUGACUCUACAUAAGAGACGCAAACUGCAAGGCCCAAGAACAAUGACACCAACUUUCAGCAGGACUAAUGAAGAUAAUAUCAGUGAACCAGAAUCUGUCUAUGAGAUUAUGUACCCCAACAUCUUCCAAUUAGAGCCAGUCUAUGAAAAUCUCUGAGUAAUCUGUCUACCAGUGUAACAUCCAGUCCAGAUUAUUCCCUGCCAGAAUGCCAGAGGAUGCCCUCUUCUGAAUAUUGAGUGACCUUCGGUUGUGUUGUUCACUUUUUGUCACCACAAUGUUAUUAAAAGCACAUGAAAUUGAA
This is a messenger RNA of Ictalurus furcatus (blue catfish), 1847 nucleotides long. Its product is annotated as polymeric immunoglobulin receptor-like. The transcript is spliced from 7 exons. NCBI's taxonomy places the organism in Eukaryota, Metazoa, Chordata, Actinopteri, Siluriformes, Ictaluridae. Bases 452 to 1702 code for a protein of 416 amino acids. The record is from RefSeq and is a predicted model, not a curated record.